UUCAUUCGUCGCACAAUGAUCAGAAAGGGUGUUACUGAGAGUUUUGGGGCAGCAGUCUCCUGUCUGAACACAUCUCAUCUGACAGAUGAAGUGAUUAGAAGGAGUAAGCGAAUGAUACUGGACACGCUGGGAGUGGGAUUACUUGGAACCAGUACUCCAGUCUUUAACAUAGUCCUUCAGAGCAGCCAAAGGCAGCAAGCAGUGGAAAACAGCAAAGUCUGGGGAAGACCAGGAUUAUCUCUUCCACCUCAGUAUGCUGCCUUUGUUAAUGGUGUUGCGGUGCACUCUAUGGACUUUGAUGACACCUGGCAUCCAGCCACUCACCCCUCUGGCGCUGUGUUGCCGGCUCUCCUGGCACUGGCUGAAACACUGCCUGAUAAACCCUCUGGCCUCGAGCUGUUGCUGGCUUUCAAUGUAGGCAUGGAGGUUCAGGGGAGACUCAUGAGGUUUUCUAAAGAGGCUCAUAACAUUCCCAAAAGAUUUCACCCGCCUGCAGUUGUUGGGGUUAUGGGCAGCGCGGCUGCUUCGGCUAAACUUUUGGGUCUCCCAGCAGCCCAGAGCAUAGCGGCUCUAGCGAUAGCCUGCUCUUCUGCUGGAGCUCCCAUGGCAAACGCUGCUACUCAAACCAAACCUCUGCACAUGGGCAAUGCUGCCCGCGGGGGUCUGGAGGCCUCCCAGCUCGCUCUCCUCGGCCUUGAGGGCAAUACACAGAUUCUGGAUCUGGCAUCAGGCUUCGGGGCCUUCUAUCCAGAUUAUGUCCCUCGCCCACUGGCUGAGUUCACCCCUACUUCUCAGUACAGGUGGGUGUUAGAAGACCAGAACGUUGCACAGAAGCGCUUUCCCGCACACCUCGGCAUGCACUGGGUGGCGGAUGCAGCAAUAGAAGCAAGGGCGACAUUUUUGGAUAAAUACCCAAAUGCAGAUCUCAGUCAAAUUAAGAAGAUCACACUCAGAGUGCCCUCAUCCAGAUAUGUAGACUGCCCUUUUCCAGUUAGCGAACACCAGGCCAGACACUCCUUCCAGUUCAACUGCUGUACCGCACUGCUUGAUGGUCAGGUCACAGUUGAAUCUUUUAGCAAAAGCCAGAUGAACAGGAGUGCCCUUAAGGAGAUGCUUCUGAAAGUAGAGUUGGAAAAUCCACAAGACAAUCAUUCAAGCUUUGAAAAGAUGUAUUGCGAAAUCGCCGUGGAGACAACACAAGGGGAAAUGCUCAACGCACACUGCAACACUUUUUACGGUCACUGGAGGAAACCACUGAGUCAUGAGGACCUCGUGAAGAAGUUCAGGGCUAAUGCUUCGACCGUGCUGACCCCUGAUGUCGUGGAGGCUAUUAUUUACACUGUAGACCGUCUGGACACAAACCAAGACUGCUCAAUGCUUUGGUCAUACAUGCACUUUAAUAAGCACAUGAUGCACAAGCAUGAGCGUCGCUACUCAGCUUUGGCUUGAAUUAUUGUGUAAUGUCACUUGCAUUGUUCAGGCUAAUAGAAAGUAUCUUGGUGAACCACUUGUCUUAUUGAAACCUGUGAUGACUCUUUUCCUCAUUUUCUUAUUUUUGUUCUAGCAAACAUUUGAUGGUAACUAUGAUAAAUCUGUAAAUUCCGAUGAGGUAAAAGUUAAAAGCACGAGAACCACUGUAC
Messenger RNA from Rhinichthys klamathensis goyatoka, 1640 nucleotides. RefSeq names its product aconitate decarboxylase 1 (gene acod1). The record is from RefSeq and is a predicted model, not a curated record. Gene Ontology annotation, molecular function: lyase activity. The coding region runs from base 16 to 1449 and encodes 477 amino acids. The transcript is spliced from 5 exons. Lineage: Eukaryota; Metazoa; Chordata; Actinopteri; Cypriniformes; Leuciscidae.